Seriola dumerili (greater amberjack) is the source of this 953-nucleotide messenger RNA. RefSeq names its product PIH1 domain containing 1 (gene pih1d1). NCBI's taxonomy places the organism in Eukaryota, Metazoa, Chordata, Actinopteri, Carangiformes, Carangidae. Gene Ontology annotation, biological process: box C/D snoRNP assembly; rRNA processing. Gene Ontology annotation, cellular component: cytoplasm; R2TP complex; ribonucleoprotein complex. The transcript is spliced from 11 exons. The record is from RefSeq and is a predicted model, not a curated record. The coding region runs from base 47 to 901 and encodes 284 amino acids.
CGUCGGCGUGACAUCUCAUAGCGGCUACCGGCACGAGAGGAAAGCCAUGACAACCGACUCCUCACUCCUCAACUCUGAACUGGAGUUACAGCAGCAAGAGGAGCUGUAUCAACAGCUCCUGUUACAGACUAUGGGAAAGAUGCAGACUGAAAAUCCAGACUCUAAAGUAAUUCGACCGCAACCUGGCAUGUGUGUGAAGACGGUCUCAGAGUCAGACAAGCAGAAGGUCUUUGUCAACAUCUGCCAGUCGAACUCAGUCCCGCCUCCUCCAGAACUCUCAAGAGAGGAGCUUGUGGAGCUGCUUCAAUCAGAAGAUCCCAGUGGCUACAGAGUUCCCAUGAGUCUCGGCGAGCCACACACAGAAGUAGAUAACAGCUCUCAGGGUUGCACAGCUUACGAUGUGGUCAUCAACCAGGAGUUCUUCCAAAGGUGCCAGAAGGAUCCUUUGUUCCAGCAGUUUGUUAUUCUGGUGUCUUUAGAGGGUUUGGAGAACAAAUACAGCCUACAGCUAAGUAGAGACUGGAAGGUCCUGAAGAACAGGAAGUUCUUGGGUUCUGUUAGUGAGCAGAACAUCCGGACCAAGAGCAGGCCGGUGAUUCAAGAGCUGCAGCCCCAGGAGAGCUCCGCUGCAACAGCCAGGAGACCAGAGUUUACUUUGUUUGUGGAGCCUCCUGCUGGUGACCCUGAGUACCUGAUUGCAGAAAUAAAGCUGCCCGGGGUGCCGUCCUCUCGCUCUCUGGUUCUGGAUGUCGGGGAGGACAGACUUGUGUUGACAGCCCGGCCCUCGCUCUUCCAACUGGACAUCUUCCACCCCUUCCUCAUCGAUCAGGAGAACACCGUGUCACAGUACAACAAGAGCACUGAGAUCCUGACAGUCACUAUGCCUGUGGUGUCGUCAUGAAACUGGAGUUUUUUUGUUUUUUUUUUUGUUCAUGAAUGAUGCUGUGUUAAUA